AUGAUCAAGUCAGUGUGCAUCGUCCUCGCAGUCGCAGCUAUGGCGUCGGCCGGCGUACUGCCAGCCGCCCCGUUGCUAGCUGCCCCAGCACCGCUAGCUGCACUUCCAGCACCGAUUAUAACCGCCAGAAGCAGUCAAGUUGUCGCCAGAAAUUAUAACACCCUGGCUGCCGCGCCCCUCGCAGCUGCACCGCUGAUCCAUGCGCCCGCCGCUGCACCGCUGAUCCACGCGCCCGCUGCACCGUACACGCUCGCCGCUGCACCGUACGCUUACGCCGCUGCACCAGCCGCAGCGUCGCUGCCCUACGCUCCACUCACAUACGCGUCGCCAUACGCGGCUCCAUACGUUCUCCCUUAA
This is a messenger RNA of Dufourea novaeangliae, 357 nucleotides long. Its product is annotated as cuticle protein 19.8. Lineage: Eukaryota; Metazoa; Arthropoda; Insecta; Hymenoptera; Halictidae. The coding region runs from base 1 to 357 and encodes 118 amino acids. The transcript has 2 exons. The record is from RefSeq and is a predicted model, not a curated record.